AUGUCUGUAUCUGUGUUAAAAGGGAUAAAAGUCUUGGAUUUUUCGCGAAUUUUGGCCGCACCCUACGCUUCUCAACUUUUAGCGGAUCAUGGAGCCACGGUUUGGAAAAUUGAACGGCCCGGUAAGUAGCUAGACUCUUUAUGGUGUGAUUGUUUAUUUUCGAACUUAAUUUGACUUUUUUCAAUAGGAGAUUUCGAAAAAAUUGGGAAAAACUUUUUAUCGCACUGUGCGUUUUUUGUUUUCCUCUCGCACCGUGCGAUUUCAUUUUUCCCUUUCUUGCAAAGAAAAAGAAGAGGGCGAGAGAGCGCGCUCAUAUAGUCGAGUGGUUAGUGAGUCGGCUCGCGGAUUGGAAGGUCGCGGGUUCGACGUCGAUGAUGAUUUUGACACGACGGUCUUCUUAGGCAUGAUGCAGAUAAACAAUGUGUCACUGAGACUUUUCGUCGUUUCAUUUUUUGACUGUUUUAGAUUUGUAAAAUACGCACCUCCCUUAUUUUGUUGGAAAUUUUUGGGAGAAUUUUACCCAUUUUUUCAGUCUCCGGCGAUGAAGUUCGUCGUUGGGCGCCUCCUCAGGUCAACGGGCAGAGUUGUUAUUUCGUGACGGUAAACCGAAGUAAAAAGUCUAUCGCUUUGGAUUUGGGCAAGAAAGAGGGCCUGGAAAUUGCGAGAAAGUUGGCGACAAAAUCGGAUGUGCUUUUGGAGAACUUCAAAACUGGCCAGAUGAAAAAGUUUAGUUUGGAUUAUGAAACCCUCUCGAAAUUGAACUCAAAACUUAUUUAUUGCUCCGUGACUGGUAAGAAGCUUCUUUUUUGUUCGUCGAUUUUCAGGUUACGGCUCAACGGGACCUUACGCCAACGAUCCCGGGUUUGAUGUAAUCGCCGAGGCCGUUGGUGGAUUUAUGAGUAUUACUGGGCCGAGAAAUGGUGAGCCAUGCAAGGUAAAGCCUUAAAACUUGUUUUUCGACCAUUUUUUAUAAAUUUUUAUAGAAUUUUUUGAAAAAUGAAUUUCCCGCCAAAUUUGGCAUUGUGUUGCAAGGGGUUUAAGAGUUUUUAAAAAAGUAUGUAAUUGUGAUUUUUGGGGCAUAUGACUUCUUCGGUGACGAGUUUACUAAAAUUUUUCCAAUUUUGAGAUGAUGAUUUUGGGUCUCACCACGAAAAUUUGAGGAUUUCCAAAAACCUUCAAAAUGACUAAAAUUUGUUUUUAUUCACGUUUCUAAACUCAAGGAUUUUUAUGAACUUCUUUAAAUUACUUUACAACUGCAGAAAACAUUCGAUUUUGGGUCCCACCACGAAAACUUGAAAAACCUCAAAACGUCUCCAAACCGGCUUCAAAUGAAAUUUCCAGGCUGGAGUGGCUGUGAUCGACCUGUUAACCGGUAUGCAUGCGUAUUCUGGAAUUCUAAUGGCACUUUUGAAUCGUCAGCAGACCGGUCAAGGCCAACGAGUUGAAUGCAACCUGCUGGCCACUCAAAUGGCAACGCUCGCCAACAUCGCCUCGAAUUAUUUGAACGCUGGUGUGCUUGGCAAAGCGUGGGGAACCGAACACGAGAGUAUUGUGCCGUAUCAAGCGUUCCGAACGAAGGAUGACAGAUAUUAUGUGGUUGGAGCGGCGGAUAACAAGGCUUUCAAGGAGGUAAAUGGGAUAUAUGUGGAAUAGAAGGGUCGAAAAUUCUUGAGAUUAGCCUGUAUCUUGUCUAUGGACACUUUUGAGAUCAAAAAACUGAGUUUGAGAUUUUUUGGGUCCCACAGCGAAAACAUUUUCUCCAAUCUUUUUCAAAUACAAAUGUAUAGUGAUUCAGAGCAAAAUUAGUGCCUAGCUAGGCUUGUUUAGGCUCAAAAAUCCCAUCUUGGUUUUCAAUUUUGGGUCCCACCACGAAAACAACUCAUUUUACAAAAUUGAUUUUAGACCCUUGGGAAUAACUUGGACAUGCAAAAUUAAUGUCCAUGACGAUGUUAGGACUCAAAAAAUGUGCUUUUGGUUUUCAAUUUUGGGUCCCACCACGAAAACAACUCAUUUUUCAAAAGUGAUUUUAAACCCUCGGGAAUCACUUGGACAUGCAAAAUUAGUGCCUAGAAAAAUGUUUGGGCCUAAAAAAUCCCAUCUUGAUUUUCAAUUUUGGGUCCCACCACGAAAACACCUUAAUUUUCAAAAAGUGUUUUUAUUGCCUUGGGAAUGCCUUGAACAUGCAAAAUAAGUGCCUAGAGCAAUGUUAAAGCUCAAAAAAUCUCAUUUCGGUUUCAAUCUUGGGUACCACCACGAAAACACCCCGAUUUUUAAAAUUGAUUUUGAGGCCUCCGGAAUGACUUGGACGAUUGAUCUUUUUACUUUUUAGUGAUUAAAAAUUGUUUUUACACCCGUAUUUUAGCUGGUUUCCCUUUUGGAACUCCCCGAAUUGGCCGAUGAUCCGGAUUAUGAAACCAACCCGAAACGAGUGGAAAAUCGAGAGAAAUUACUGAAAAUUAUCGGUGAUCGGUAAGGAUUCCGUAUUUUACAAAAAAAAUUUUUUAUGUUUUGUUCUUUGCACCGUGCGAAAUCACGUACUUGAAGUAAAUUGCGCUGCACUGUGCAGAUUUCCGGAUUUUGCACAGUGCAAUGGAAAAAUUUUUGCACAGUGCAAUUGUUACAUCCAAGUUUGGCGAAAUGUUUUCGCACAGUGCAGUGAGUUUUCUUGAUUUGUCGCUUCUGCACUGUGCAAAACACUUUUUUUCAAUCUGCACAGUGCACUCUCUCUCCCCGAUUUUGUCAAAACAAUUCCGCACAGUGCAGUGAUUUUACUUGAUUUGUCGCCACUGCACUGUGCAAAGAAAUUUGUCGCUGCUGCACUGUGCAAAGCACUUUUUUCAAUCUGCACUGUGCAUGAAUUUUUUUCAUUUUUGCAUCGCCACUGCACUGUGCAAGACACUUCUUUUCAAUUUGCACUGUGCAAGAAUUUUUUGUGAGUUUGCACGGUGCAGUCGAAAAUAUUUUUUUCGCACUGUGCGAAAAUAAAAAAAUUGUUUUUUUUUUAUUUCAACCCCCAAAAAACCGUUUCAGGUUUGCCUCCAAGCCCUUGGAAUAUUGGCGAAAACACCUGCGAAGUCGGCACUUCCCGUCAGGGCCUGUGAAUAAUGUCCACGAAGCUUUCGAAUUCGAACAAACCAAACAUUUACAGCUUGUUCAGCCCGUAGAGCAUCCGGUUUAUGGGGAAGUGAAGACCGUCGGCAACACAACGGUCUAUAAUACGAUUCACAACGGGCCAAGAUCAGCUCCUCCGUUGUUGGGCGAGCAUACGAAGGAUAUUUUACAAGAGGAAUUGGAAAUUGGCGAUAAAACGCUGGAAGAACUGCAAGAUAAGGGUGUUAUAGGAUGGUAA
This is a messenger RNA of Bursaphelenchus xylophilus (pine wood nematode), 3349 nucleotides long. The record is from the annotation of a GenBank genome assembly. Lineage: Eukaryota; Metazoa; Nematoda; Chromadorea; Rhabditida; Aphelenchoididae.